This is a messenger RNA of Falco peregrinus (peregrine falcon), 21493 nucleotides long. It is a transcript of the gene SYNE2, whose product is annotated as spectrin repeat containing nuclear envelope protein 2. Gene Ontology annotation, cellular component: membrane. Gene Ontology annotation, molecular function: protein binding. The transcript is spliced from 113 exons. The record is from RefSeq and is a predicted model, not a curated record. The coding region runs from base 168 to 20513 and encodes 6781 amino acids. NCBI's taxonomy places the organism in Eukaryota, Metazoa, Chordata, Aves, Falconiformes, Falconidae.
GCGCCGCCUUCCCGCUCGCGGGCGGAGAGCGCGCUCGCUCGCUGGCAACGGCCGGGGCGGGGAGCGGCCGGUGCCGCCGGUGCCUCCUCCUCCUCCUGCCGCCGCCCCCUCGCCUGCCGCCGACGCCGGGCCUGCGCCCGUGUUUGGAAAUUGAUUAAAGAAUCUCCAUGGAGUUAAAUAUGGCAUCAAAGCAGUCAUCUCCUUCAACAGAGGAGCAGGCUUCCUCUGAAAUAGAUGAUCUCUGUCUAUCGCUGCAAGUGCAGCGAGAGCUUACACAGAAGAAAACUUUCACUAGCUGGAUAAAUUCAGUAUUGGCAAAGCAUACACCUCCUUCUGUUAUCUCAGACCUAUAUACAGACAUACAGCAAGGACAUUUGCUUUUGGAUCUGUUGGAAGUGCUUUCAGGGCAACAUCUGCCACGGGAAAAAGGAUUUAAUACCUUUCAGUGUAGAAGUAACAUAGAAAAUGCUUUGACAUUUUUAAAGAGCAGAUCACUCAAGCUCAUAAAUAUUCAUGUUGCUGACAUUAUUGAAGGAAAACCUUCCAUUGUGCUUGGCCUGAUUUGGACAAUUAUAUUUCAUUUUCAUAUUGAAGAACUUGCGAGGACACUUGCUUUUACUUACAAUCAGCCUUCACUUGAUUGUUCAAGUGCUGUUGACUCCUCUCCAAAGGCAAGUCGAUCAGCUAAAAAAAGCGCUAAAAUUAAGGAACAGUGGAAGAUCUCUGCUACAAAGGCUCUUUUGUUGUGGGCAAAAGAACAGUGUUCACUGUAUGGCUCUAUUAAUGUGACUGAUUUCAAGUCAAGCUGGCGAAGUGGACUGCCUUUUUUAGCCAUCAUCCAAACCUUACGACCAGGUCUAGUUGAUUUGGAGAAGGCAGAAGCUAGAAGCAAUAAAGAGAACCUGAAAGAAGCUUUCAGAAUAGCAGAACUGGAGCUGAAUAUUCCACGGCUUCUUGAACCGGAAGAUGUUGACAUUAUGGAUCCGGAUGAAAAAUCAAUCAUGACUUAUGUGGCUCAGUUUUUGCAAUACUCCAGGAAUUUGUGUGAGUCUGAAGAAGACACGCAGGAAAAAGUAGGAGAGGCCACGAGAUGGUUAGCUGCACAGGAGAAGAAGUUAGCACAGUUGCUGAUUGACACAGAGAAUGAAACACACUACCAGAAAUACAAAGAAAUGAUGUCCUUUAUGGAAGCAUUUAACCAAGAAAAAAAACCCUUCCUGCCUGUGUUGUCACCUAAAAGAAAUGAAGCUGAGCUGAGUGAAGGCCACCAGCAGAUGAGGGAAGAGUGGGACAAACUGAUCUCUCAGAUGAAUGAAUGGAAAGCGAAGCUGGACCAGAUGUUGCCCUCCCCUCUGGAUAGCAUUGAGGCUUGGCUUCAGGAGGUAGAACAUCUGCUGGCAGAAGAAUUGCCUGAUUUGCAGGACCCGUUUAAAGCAAUGUUUGUCUUCAGAGAAAUAAUUGUAGUAUUUAAGGGCUUGAUGAAUUGUUUUGAUUCUCACUUGGACACCCUUCAGUCAUUUAAGAAUGAAGAUGAGAAGAGUAUGCCGCUAGUCUUGCCUGAAAAGUUAGAGGAAAUGAAAAGAAGAUUCAGCAAUAUUAGUUUCACAAGGUCCAGCACCUUUCUUGAAUACCACUAUGGACUGUGCUCAGCCAUUGCCAAUGAGGUGAUGUUAAAGCUGAAUAUUUCAGACAUGAAAUAUGGGUCAAAAGAGUCCGUGGAAUCACUGCUGGAAAAUUGGAAUAAUUUCAUUGAAGAAAAGAGACUUGAAACGCAACUAGAAACUGCUACUCACAUCUGUGAAGAUUUGAAAAACAAAAACAUAAGCAGUCCUGAUUUCGCUGGAGAUCCUCAAGAAAUUAGCAAACUUUUUAAGACAGUGCGGUCAAAGAUUUCUGUGUGCAGAGACUAUAUUUCCAAUGUAAAUACCACCCUACAUAAAGUCCUGUCUUCCUGGAGUAAUUAUACAGAAAACAUCCGCUUACUAAAGAUGUGGCUGGAUGAAAACAGAGAUGAGCAUCUGAAAGAGAUCCCUGCUGAGAAUCUGGCAAAGUGGAAUUUGGUUCAUGGUUCCUUAAAUGAAGCUGGAAAUUAUCUUAUCAAAGUUAGCAAAGAGCAAGUUGGAUCAAAUAUUGCCAAAGAGCUGAAGAAACUGAACAGGAGAUGGGCAAAGUUCAUCAAGAGGACACACUUUGUUGGUGGUGAAGAGAGCACAGGUGCUGCUGAAAAGACCAGGGAGCUUCCAGGGAGCCUGGAGAAAACUGACGAGCUCCUUGGAGGGGUGGACGGCUGGGCAGCAGAGGCUGGGUGUCUGCUGAGUGAGAUCAGUCAUGAGGGGCUUGUGGAACCUGAGCUGAAGGAACGUUUGCAGAGCCUGGCUGCAAGGGGAACUUCAUGUCGAGAACAAGUUGUGGCAGCAGAAGAGGUCCUGCAAUCCCUGACGCAAAACGUUUCAAGUCCGGUGUUCCAAGAGCAUUCUCACGUCCCUGGAUUACAGGCACGAAUUAAAGAAGCCAGAGGCAAAAUAGAGGCUGUCAUGGGUGACAUUAACAAUAUCUUGUCCAAAUCUGAGAAGAGACCCUCAGAGAAGGAGGCUUUGCUCAAUUUUGAAGAAACCCAGAAAGAACUUGAGGCUUCUAUUUCAAAGGCUGUGCAACUUGUCAGUCAAAAGUUAAGUCCUGAAGAAUGUGUUUCCAGAUACGAGGAGGCUUUUAAUGCUCUGGACAAUAAAGCUCUUGACAAAUUUUUGAAAGCAGCAGAACAACUGAAAAAUAUUUCACCUGAUCAUGAAAAACUGGUAGUGGAAGAAAAGAGUAAGGAUGUUCGUAGAAGAUGGGAGGAAGUUCAUCAUGAAAUUAUAUCCUAUGUCCAGCUUAUAGUAGAAAGGGAAAAAAAGAAAUUUAAUGCAACUUUUAAAAAAAUCAAUAAGCAAUUAGGCAAAGAGAAGAAACUCCUAAGUAUGGAUAAAACCAAAGGGCUCAUCAAGGAACAUGAGGCCUUUUUUUCACAUGAAGGCAGCCAGAGAGAACUUAGCAAGUCAUUAGAAAACCUUAAAAUAUUGGGAAGACUAUCAGAAGAAAUCAUCCCAGGGUUACAGACACUGACUGCAGACUGUGAGCAAAAGCUAGAAAAGCUUCAACAAAGUGUGGCAGAUACUUACACAGCCCUGCUGUCUCAUGCUGGAAAAGGACAGUCAUCUAAAAAAGAGAGCUCUGUUGUUUCUGAGAAUGGAGAAAAGCCUGGUUCUUCUCAACAAAUUGGUAUCUUCUCAGUGCAGGAGACCUCAAGACCUGCUGCAGAUACAGUUUUGGAACCAGAUGUGAAACAUCACAAUGGAGAAAGCUGUGCAAAGAAAUUUGAGGAAGACAGUGAUUUGCCCAUACCAGCUUUAUUGGAGAGCUAUAACACACAAAGAAGUAACCUGGAGGAACUUUUACAAAUAAGCCGAGAUAAAGUAGCAUCUGGCUUUACAGAUGAAGUAAAAGGCACUUCAUGCCUUCAGAAUAAGCUGCUUGAGCUACAGGUGGUAGAGAGUGAAACUGUUAGUGGUUGGACACAAUUCGAAAACAUCUCAUCUACCUUGGAAAAUCUUGGAGUUGAAGUGCAGCAGGCUGCUAUCUCUGAGACAAGAAGCAAAUUAAAAGAAGAAUGGGAAGAGCUUCAGGAUAUUAUAAGUAACAGAACAAACUCUUUAAGGACGGCUUUGGAAAUUGUUUUGCCAAUAGAAAAUGAAUCCAUUCUUCUAUGUGAAUUAGAUCAGCGGCUGAAGAAGAAGGAAAUCCAGCAGUUUAAUCUGAUGAAUAGUGAUCUUGCUUAUAGGGAACUAAAGGAGCUACAGAGGUCCAUAUUAAAUCAGAUUGAAGUGUGCAAACAAUUGGAACACCUAGAGAGUUCAGCAAGAGAUGAAUUUAAUCCAAUAGAUCUGCAAGCUGCAAGUAAAAUCAUGAUUUACUAUCAAAACCAGCUUGAAGAAAUGAGCCAUAAAAUGCAGAUCCGUGAGACAGUCCUCAAAGAUCUGGAAGAUUUCAUGGCCUCAUUGAGGAAGUGUCAGUCUUCCAUCAAAUGCCUCACAGAUCCCCCAGGUCACCCUGAAACACAGGGAAAAGCAUUGAGAGAGGCUGCACAAGAAGUUUCUCACAUGAUAGAAAAGGCUAAAUGUUUGGAUGAACGCUUGAAAACAGUUGAUAUCUGUCUGGAAGAUGGUGAAUGUGGGAGAAAGACUUGCUGUGAAAACCUUGUUCUGACUUUAUCUGAAGCCCUAAAGGCAACUUGUGAUUCCUCAAGUGAACAGAUGCUUUCAGAGGAAAAAGACUUAUACGAGAUCUUUUCCACAAAAAACGGUGAACUCCUUAAAAAUAUUCAGGAUCUAUGUGACAGAAUUAACAAAAUAGGCUUGAAGGAUCCAACGAUUCCAGCUGUUCAACAAAGGCUAAAAUCAUUAAUGGAAUUGGAAAAGGAGUUGGAUCGUGUUGCUGUUGAAAUGAAACCUAUGCAAGAAAUUGCUAAUAAGCUCCUACAGAUCAAAGAGGAAAAAGCAGAGGAAGCAAAUGAGCAGUGCAGAGUUACAGAGAGGUUAUGGGAGGAUACAAAACUCUUGCUUGCUGAAUGCCAGGAGCAGUGUGCAAGGGCUCUGGAGCUCCUGAAGCAAUAUCAAAGCUGCAAAACUAGUCUGACCAGCAUUAUCCAGAAACAGGAGAUUAUGCUUUCACAGCAAGCUUCUUACAUGGGGAAGGAGAAUCUGAAUAGACUGAUAACAAAGAUUGAAGAGGCAAAAGAAGAAUUUAAUGAACACUCAGAAGAUGUAGACAAAAUAAAUCAGAUCUGCAAAAACCUUCAAUUGCAGCUCAAUAAAAUGAGAAGCUUUGAGGAGCCUCCAUUUGAGAAUGAGGCUAACAUUAUUGUGGACAGAUGGCUGGAUAUCAAUGAAAAGACUGAAAACUACUGUGAUAAUUUGGGAAGAGUUCAGGCUUUGUGGGACAAACUCCUUGGUUUAUCUGGCGCAAUCGAUGCUUGGGCAAAUGCAGAACUGAAGAAUGCAGAAACCCAUUGUCUGACUGAAGAGGACCUUACACAGCUGAAGGCAUGCUUACGAGUCCAGGAGCAGAAGCUUCAGAAAUUUGACAACACGGUGGCUGAGAUAGAAGAACUUCUGAAUAGUAAUGAACCUCCACUGGAACUACAGGUCAUCAGAUCAUCUGUUGUGCAAAAAAUGGAGCUAAUAAAAGAGCUCUUGUCAAUGAAGCAGGGGACCAGUGAACUCAGCAUGAAUACAGCAGAACUAAAAGGAGACCUUGAUCUGGCCAAGACACAAAUUGGAAUGACUGAAUCACUUUUAAAAGCUCUGUCUCCUUCUGACACCUUAGAGAUCUUCACUAAAUUAGAGGAGAUACACCAGAAAAUUCUGCAACAAGAACACCUUGUCACAUUACUCCAAGAAGAGACGGAUUGUCCUGAUGUGGAUGAAUUAAAUAAGCAGCUUAAAUGUGUUAUUGAUUUAUUUAAUAAGAAGAAACGUGUGUUUCAAGAUCACUUUAUAGGGGUUUUGAACCGUCAAUGCAAGAAUUUUAAUGACUGGUUCAGCAGCACUCAGCUGUCUUUGAAGGACUGCUUUGACCUGUCAGAAACAAAACCAAUAAUGGAAGAAAGACUGCAGAGGCUAACGCGCUUCUUAACAUCUGAAGGCAAAGACAGAGAUAUCCAAGAAGUUAAAACUUUAUUGGAUAAAGUGAAGCAUUACUUGUCCAAAGCAAGCAUUAUCCACCUUAACAGCUGUGUGAGAGAUCAAGAAGCAGAACUACAAAGACUGGUCUCCAAAUGUCAGAAACGGGAAAAGGAGCUUGGUGCUUCUCUCCAGCAGCUCAGUAGCCUUGAAGAAAGCAGGACGGUCUUAGAAGAAUGGCUCAUUGCUCAGGAAGAAAAACUCAAAGAGAUCCAAAAAGAUGAGACAAAACUUGAAAACUUCUAUAAAACACUGUUAGCACAGAGAAAACCAUUUGACUCCAUGGCUCAGCUAGUAAAUUCCUUGAGGGAGACUGGGCUGACAGAACAUGAAACUGUUUCAGAAGCUGCUCAUCUUCUUAGUAGAUAUCAGACACUGAUAACACAUGUAAGUGAAAUGACAGGCAAUACUGAGAGACUUCCAGUGGAAGGACAAAAUUUUGAAGAACUUGUCCAGGAUGUUUCUUGCUGGAUCAAAAAGCUGGAGGAGGCUGUCAAUAACCUGAGUUCACAGGGAAGUGAGUUGCCAUCAGACAAAAGGAUUAAUCAGAUAAAGGAAAUCACAGCUCUCAGAGAUGCGGGAGAGGCCAAAAUACAGAACAUGGUAGCUCUAGGAGAAGCUUUAAUGAAAAAUGAGAAAAGUAGGAAGCCAGUGGUUCAGCAGACUAUUUCUGAGCUCCAGAACAAGUGGGAAAGCAUCUGUCAGCAAACCACUGAAUAUAGAAGCCCUCAAGAGCAACUUCAGUUCAAGAGGGAGCGAUAUGAGCAAAGCAAAGAAGAUCUGAGACUGGCUUUGACUGAAGUGGAGAAACAGCAACAGGAGAUAGGUUUUGCCCUUCAGCCUGGUUUGAAGGAGAAGCAAGCGCAGCUGACAAACUAUGCAAACCUCCUGCAGAAAGCAGAAAACUUAACUUCCCGAUUCAAUGAAUUGGAAAGCCAGGAAGACUGCCUACAGGGUCACACUGGGGAUUCCUGCUUCCCAGAGAUGGAAUGGUUGGAAUUAAAGCACCAACAUGAAAAUCUGCUCAGCCAGCUACAGACCAUAGUGCAGACAUUGGAAAGUCACGUUCAAGAGCACCAGCAGUUUCAGGAUAUGGUAACGGGCCUGAGCACUGAGCUGAAAACUGUCUCUGAGAAGCUUGCUGCUUGUAAAGGUCCAGCAAUAGAACAACCAUCAGCUGAGAAAAAACAGUUGAAAUCACAGGAACAACAAGGACCUCUUAGUCGAUGCGAAGACAUGUUAAAGAAGAUUUUGAUUUUAGCAGAAACUGUUAAACAAAACACCUCUUCACCAGGGCAGAAGUUUAUUAAGGAUGAUAUUGAAACACUUCAGAGUAAACACAGGAGUCUGGAAGAAAGACUUGAAAAUGUUGAGCAAAAGGAGGAAAAUAUUUUCACUGAAGUCCUUGAGUUAAAAGAUGAGUUUGGUAAUGAAAUGCAGAUGGAAGAUAAGGCAGAUGCAAUGCUGAAGAGAGAGACACAGAUCACUUCUGAUACUCCUGUUGCUGCAGAAGAGAGCCCUGCAGCAGUGGAGUUAAAGGACCCUUUUGAAAUGCAUGAUGGGGAGGUUGAUAAAGAGAGCCCAGGUAUGGACAAACAUGAGAAGGUCCAAGAGGACAUUCUGGACAACACGGUUCAGGGUGGUGAAGCAGAACUAGAAAGACAUCAGGAUGGUGUUGGUAUUGAAGGUGAUGAAACAAGAAAGGACACCCAUCCAGCAGAGGAGGAUGUCAAGAAUCAGUCAUAUAGAGAAGAUGUGGAGCAGGUUCAGCAAAGGGUGUGCCAAAAGAGUCAAGUCCUGAAAUCUGCAGCAGUUGAGAAAGGGGGUCUGCAAUCUAAUCCCCCAGUUCCUGCACGUGAGGACACAGGUGCAGAAGUGGUUGUUCAGAAAGAAUUGUUUCCCGGAGUGCAAGUAAAUACUGAAUAUUUUGAAGAGGAACAAAAGGUCAAUGAGCUGAAAAAUAAAGUGGCUGAACUGGAUAUCGUGCUUAUAAAUGAACAACUAAAAGAGCUGGAGAAUUUACAAACUGAACUGGAAACAUGGAAAGCAAAAUCUUUAUGUCAUAGUCAAGAAGCAUUUCCCAGUGCAACAGGAUCAAACAGAGCAGAGCUGCAAACCACAAAGCCUGCGGUGCCCUGCUGGGACAGGCUGCUUCAAGAACUAGAUGCUGUUAAGGCAGUGAAGCAACAACAGUACUGUUUAAUUAAUGAGUACCAGAAAAAUCUUUCUGCUGCACAGUCCUCAAUGAAAAAUUUGUCAACAGAAAAAGAUAACAUAAAAAUAAGUCCUAUGAACAAUACAGUUCUUCUGGAGAAAAUUAAGGCAUGCAUAGAGUCCUUACGAAAAGAAAGAGAUGUCUUAAACCAGUUGAAAACUCAGCAAGAAAGUUUAUCUCAGCAUUUAACAGGCAUGGAUAAAGUGUUAACUGAAAGCCAAAUGAGGCAACUGGAGCUAUGGUGGCAACACAUGGAGCAAACAGUGCAAAAGAAACAUGAUCAAGUUGUGGCAGAAAUUGAUGAAUUUAACCUGCUUAUGAAUAAAGCACAGGAUAUUCAGAGACUGAUACAAGAGCAGUGUUUACAAGUGGAGUUACAUUCCUCCGCUGCAGGAAAAGCCAAAUAUCCUGUACUUUGGAUGACAGAGCUACAGGACAUUAAACAUGGUCUUUCUCUAUUAACAAGGAGGAUUGAACUGCAGAUGAAAAGAAUUUGGAGUGAUCAAGAGAAGGUAGCUUUGGAGAGCUCUAUACAUGACCUGCAGAGCAAAUUGGAAGCAUUAUCAGCACAACAAACUCCUCGAGAGGAUGUUCAGAUCACUGGUCCUGCUGUCAUGAAACAUGAAAUGAUGAAGAAGAUCAAAGAAAAUAUUUCAUGGGUCAGAGAUUCACUGUCCUUUCUUGAUCAGAAAGCAGCACUUUUCCCCAGUGAUGUUAAAUCACAGAUCAGAAGUUGUCAGCUUAUGAGCACAGAAGUUCUAAACAGAGAGCCUGUGAUUGUAUCGCUGGAUUAUGGGCUCCAACACAUCAUGCCCAGCUUGAAGCCUGAGGAGGUAUCUGAUAUGAAGUUUCUUUUACAAACAUUGCAGGAUUCAUACAAGGCUCUGGUUUUAAAAUCAGCUCAAAGAUUACAGCACUUAGAGUUCCAGCUGGAGGAGAGGCAAAGACUUAUUGCAGAAAUAGAAAAAGUUCAUUGUCAGCUUCGAAAUGCUGAGAUGCUUGCCAGGCCUGAUAUGAACCAAACCAGCACGUGGUCAGAAUUAAUUGAUCGACAAGCCAUUUUAAAGGAGAUUUUAAAGGACGUACAGGAAAUAGAAGGGCUUAUCUCAUCCCACUAUAAAGAGAGUCAGAUCACAGCUGAGGAUCUGAGCCUGUCUGAACAAUUAUUUUUGAUUGAUCAAUUAAGAAGUCUGAAGAAUAGAGCAAAGAAGACACAGAGGCAAAUUCAGAGUAAACUUCAUGAAGUAGAAAAAAAAAUAGCUGUCUACAAAGAGUUUGCUGAAGGAAUAACUUCAUUGCAACAAGAUCUUGUCCUGCAGUAUGGUGAAAUGAACUUGGAAGAAGAUGAACUACUGGGCUCCGAGCAGGAAUUAAAGGAUAAAUGCAAAGCACUUCAAAAAAAAGUAUUAGAUUUCCAGUUCAAUUUGUCACAAAUAAUGAAGUACAAAGAAAUAUUUGAAUGCGUAGGUCUAAAAUGGGACUCACUACAGCUAGAUGAAUUGCAAACGAAAUUUUUUAAAAUUAAAAAUAAAAUUAAGGGCAAGAUAAUACGCUUUGAUAAUGUCGUUAGGGAAUGCAAUAAGAUUCAAGUGUUGCUAAAUGAAAUCCAGGCUAUAACAUCUACUGUAAGAAAAGAAGCUUACAUCCUAAAUGACGGCUCUUGCUCUUCUGCUGAGAAUCUUAUGUCUGCACAGAUUCUGUUUCAGGCAGUUCAACAAAUCUUGUACUUAACCCAGGAGGUAGCAAAUAAAAUAAACAAAAAUGAUGUCCUUGAUACACGAUUCAAAGAAUCUAAGAGGAAAGAAAUAAAGAGCCUGGAGAAGGAUGCUGAGGAACUGAAUCAGUUUCUUCAAAACCUCAUCUCUGGUCUCCACUGUGUAAAUAAGGAAGAUAUCCAGAAUGAAGUAGAAUAUAUAUUUCACAUCAUAAAGCAUAUUCAAUUAGAGCUCCAGCAGCCACUUCUGAUAGACAUAAAAAUAAUGCAGUAUGAAAAGUUACGAUGGGAAGCAAUUCAGAAAAUGAUGCAAGCAAAGUUCUCCGCUAUUAAUUGUAUAAUGGAAAAAGAGAGAAAAAAUCCAAAAGAAAAAUCUCUUGCGGCUGGUAUAGAAACAAAACUAGAGACACUGCAAGAUCAUGAAACACAACUGAAGAUAGACAUUGCUGCCCGUGUUAGUGCUCUGGAGGAGGCAUGUAAAGCUGGUGAGCUUUAUACCAAGGCUGUUCAGAGGGCUGCCACGUUCCUUGAGGACUAUGAAGCUGGACUCCAGUCUGCCACAGCAGAGCUCGGUAGCUCAGAGGAGAUCUGUCAGACUCCACAAUGGAACGAAGAAGAGUUCAACUCUGCAAAGGCUGACAUAGAAAACGUGUACUCCAAGCUGAAGAACGUAGUGAAACCAGAAGAUAAAAUAUGCCUGGAAAAUACUUUAACAGAACUAGUCAGUAAGAGUUUGGCAUUAAGGGAGAAGGCUCAAAGAAAGGAAGCUGAUGAACAGAGGUAUUUUGAAAAAUACAAAAGCUACACAAAAACCAAAGAUAAGGUGUGUGAUAAUCUUAACAAACUGGAAAAGAUGCUUAGACAGUCUUUGUCUCAAAUACCAACGUCUUACAAAGAAGCUUUGGAGCACUUAGAAGAAAGCAAGAUUUUAGUCUCCAACAUUGACUUGGCUGAAGAUGAUCUUGUGAAGCUGAGGCAGGUCUCUGGAGACCUGAUGAAAUUACGCUGCAGAAAUGACAGGGCACUGGGCAGGAUUGUAACAGUGCUGUGGGAAAAUUGGCUGAGUUUGCUUGAGGCUGCAAAAGGGCUGGAAAUUAACUGUGAAGAACUAAAGCAGGAAUGGAAAUUCAUCAAUGAAGAGCUGGAACGUGAAGCAAUAAUUCUCGAUAAGCUCCAGGAAGAACAGCCAGAAAGUCUAAAAGAGAAAGAAAAGGCUACCAGAGAGGAACUGGUAGAAUUACUAGAUUUUGUGAACUCAUUUGAGGAAAACAUCAACCAGCAACAGCUCCUCUUACUCUUACUUCUUCACCGAAUAAGAAACAUCCUGAAUACAUCUGAAAAUACUGAGGCAGAAGCUGCCCUUCCUGCCUUAUGCGAGAUAAAGGCAAUGCAGGAUCGAUGUAAAAAGUUAUAUGAAAAGACUCAAGACCAUAAGGAUUCCGUACAAGCUGAGAUUCAAGAGAGGAGCAAGAUCACUGAGGAAAUAAGUGCUGUGACAAAUGCAUUACGGCAUGCUGCAUCUGGAUUAUCACAAGAUGCUGCUGGAAAGGCAGGACAACUGGAGGAGGUUCAGAGCGUGAUUGGUAAAGAAAAUCAAACUCUAAAGGAUAUCAUGGAGAAACUCCGGAUCAAGUAUUCUGAAAUGUAUACAACAGUUCCUGCAGAAAUCCAAACACAGCUGGAGGACAGCAAGAAAGUAUUGCAAGACCUAGAAGACAAGGUUAGCUUUGAAAUCUUGCAGAGCUCUCCUCAGUAUGUGCUGAAAAGAAAAGCAGAAACUAUUAACAAUGGCCUUCAAGCUAUUGAAAAGAUGUUACAACAGAAGAGUGAAAACAUUGCAAAAGCCAAAGAAGUUCAGAAGCAAAUCUGGGAUAUGCUGGACCUUUGGCAUUACAAACUCAAUGAACUGGAUGAAGAAGUGCACGAUAUAGUAGAGCAGAAUUCCUGCCACGCACAGGAGUUGAUGGAUAUCUUAGUGACCCCCCUUCAGCAGUACCAACAGGUCUCGCAACUUGCCGAGCGCAGAACUGCCAUUUUAAACAAGGCUGCCAACAAGAUGGAAGAAUAUGAUGAACUCUUGAAGAAUGUGAAAGUUUGGAUAGAAAACACCGACUGCUUGCUAAAGGCAGAUGCUCAAAUUAACUCUGGAAAAAGCUUACGCAAACAUACUGAUAACCUUCAGAUGGCUUUGGAAGACUCGGAGCAAAAGCAAAAACUUCUACACAGUGUUUACUUGGAGCUGGAAGAGCUAACGCCAGUCUUUGAAACAGACAGCAUAAUGCAGCAGUUAAAUGAAAUAAAUGAUCAAGUAGCAACUUUACAGCAUGAGAUAGCAGAGAUUCUUCCGCAGAUCCAGCAUGUGGCUGAUGAAUUGGAUGCCAUUGAAUCUCACGUGAAAGUGUUUGAGAAGGAAAUUGCCAAAAUGAAGACAAUCCUGUCAUCAGAAGAUCUGUUAGAGUUUUCUCCUAAAGACCAACUUCAACAUGGACAGGUUAUACUUGACCGUGUUGGUCCCAUGCAAAAGACCAUUGCUCAUAUACAGUCCUACAAAGAAUCACUUCAGCUACCAGGGGUGAAAAUGCAACCUUUCUCAGUCUUCCAAACAGCAAGACAACUCUUGAGAGAAUUGAAGAAAUUAGAAAAAAUUACUAAGGAACAAAGUGACCUAUUGGAGGAAGCUGUAAUGAAAAUAGAAGAAUGUGAGCAAGAAAUUGAAAAGUUGAAACAAUUCUUAAAGAACCACUUGGUUGAAAUAUCACAUGAAGAUCAGCCACUGGCUCAAAAGACUCAUUGUCCAGAGGGAGAAAUGGAAGCUGUAAAAGAAGAAAUCAUAAAGUUGUGCCAAAGAAAGGAAGAUAUCCUUACUGGGAUGAAGAAUUCAAUGUCUGAGCUUCACCAGCGCUUACAGCAAGAAGUGCCUGAAUCAGACAGUGAACCCACAGCCUCUGUAUUAGCACAAAGUGACUUGAUGGGGUCUGAUGUUCCUGGUCAGCAGUUGAAAAAAAGAGGAAUGAUGUCUCUUCUACCUUCCUUAGACGAAGAAUCAGAAGACUGUUCUGUCCACAGCAAGAGCAACAAGCCGCCUCCUGCCCACGCCGGGAAGGCUGUAGCUCACAGCGGGCUUGAGCCGGAAGUGAUCCUGCAGGUGUGCCAGGCCCAGGUUGCUGAGAUGGAUCAAUGGCUAGAUCAAACCAAAGUGUCCCUGAGGUCAGACCCUCAGACCCCCAAAAUGCAGCACAUGGUGGAACAGCAGCUUGCUGAUUGCCAGGUGAGGUUAUCAGAUAUUGAACAAAAGGUCCUGUCUUUAAUGGGAGGUUAUGGAGAUAGUCCAGACUACCAACAAGAGACUGAGUCACUCUCCUUGAAGCUGAAGGAAGUGAAAUCCAAUUUGGAAGAAGUCCAGAGGAUGCUUCAAGACACAUACGAUGAAGACCAGGAUCUGGAAGCAACUGGGCAGAAAAGCCUCAUUGACUUAAUUGAGUCGUGCAUGGAAAAAAUGCAGCAACAGGUUGAGGACAGCGUAACUCAGAAAUUAGAAUCAAGCAACGGAGAAUCUGAUCCAAAGAGCAAGCAGCCUGAUCCCACCUUCGCUCCAAAGGACCAAACAGAUAAUAAAUGGCAACAUUUCCCACAAGACCUGUCAUCAGAGAUGAAAUCUCCUCUCUGGCAGCUCGUGGAACCUCCGGUCCGUUUAAAUUCGAUUCCGGCAAAGAUGAACAUCACCCCCCAAGGCACGUUUGCUGAUGCAGAAACCUCAGCUGUGGAAGAACUGAAAACUCACACUGUCCAGCUGGGAGACCUAAGCCAAGAAGCAAAUGCGGUGCAUGCAGAGACUCUUUCUGUCGACCUGCAAAAACUUCAGGCUUAUGUGAGUGAUAAAAAGGAUGAUCUUCUAAAGUGUAUUGGCUGCGCUGGUGGGAGCACAGAUGAGUUCUGCAAGUGCUUUAACAACUUGCAGGCAUGGCUGGAACAAACUGCAGCUGCCACUGCUUCAAGGAGUAACUCAAUGAAGGAUGAGCUGGAUCAUAAUAGCAAUUAUCAGAAUGAAACCAGGCUGCUAUAUGACCAGUUAACUGAGAAAAAAGCUACUCUGCAACAAAGCUUGAAUGCAAUACGUGGACAUAACAUUUCUGAACAGCUUCAGAAAACUAAUGCCUGUGUUUUGGAGCUGGAAGACUUUGAAAACAAAGUAGCAAAACUGAGAGGCUUUGGGGAAAGAUUUCAAUUACCUACCACCUUAAUCCAGGAAGUUUAUAAAUUAGAGGAUGUUUUGGACGACAUGUGGGGGAUUCUGAAAGCAAAGUAUGAGGAGCUGUACUCUCCUUCCACCAUUGACAGCCAGUAUGAAGACUUACUUCGCGGGUUUGCAGACCUGGUAGCCAUUGGGCAAGAGAAGAUUGCACAAGAUCCAAAGCAGCUAACGAAAAGCAAAGCAGCUCUACAGUCUCACCUGGAAAAUCACAAGGACUUUUUCCACAACCUUAUGAUCCGCUUGGCUUUCAUGCAAGCAUUUUCCAAGAAAGUGACUCCUUCCAUCCUACAAAAGAGAGAGGAAUUCUGGCAAGAGCUGGUGAAUGACGUCAAGUUGCUGGAGCAGAAGGCCAUCCAGUAUGGCAUACACUUGGAGAGCCUGUUAAAGGAAUGGAUGCAAUUUGAUGAUGAAUGCCUCGUUUUCAAUAAGGAGUUAGAGGCACUUGCCUCUGCAUUGCCUUCUGUGAAUUUGGUUGAAGAAACAGAAGAAAGAUUAAUGGAAAGGAUUGCACUUUUAGAGCAAAUCAAGAGCAGUGUUGAUGAAAAGCAUGCCAGGCUGUAUCAGAUGGUGAAAGAAGGGAAGAAAUUGAUGGCUGCUGUGAGCUGUCCAGAAAUAAGAAGCCAGAUUGGGAAGCUGGAAGAGCAGAGGUUGUCUUUAACCAAAAAAGUUGGCCAUGAACUACACCGACUUCAAACAUUACUCAAACUCUUGAUCAGCUACAACAGAGACUCAGAGGAAUUAAUGAAAUGGCUGGAUUCUGCUCAGCAGAGAAUUAAUUUUUGGACGGAGCAGUCUCUAAACGUGUCACCAGAUCUUCCCACCAUCAGGGAUAACAUCAACAGCUUGCUUGCAUUCUCUAAGGAAGCUGAUGAGAAAUCUUCCCUGAAGACAUCUGUGGUGAGCACUGCCAACCAGCUCUUUCAUGUGAAGCAAGCUGAUACCACAGCACUUAGGUCAUCUUUGGCAAAGUUUGAGCAAAAAUGGGGAGAAAUGACUACACAGCUCUCAGCCAUCCAAGAAAAGCUUCACCAGCUUCAGAUGGAAAAACUUUCAUCGCGAGAAGCUAUUGCUGAGCUAAUGGCCUGGCUGGACCAUGUGGAACAACAGCUGGGACAUGAGGAGCCAAUAAAUUCACAACAUAGUGCUGCCCAAGUCAAAAGCCUCCUUCAGAAGUACAAGGAAUAUAUGAUGGAAAUGAACUUUAAACAGUGGACAGUAGAUUUUGUUAACCAGUCGCUCUUGCAGAUGAGCACUUGUGAUGUGGAGAGCAAGCGCUAUGAAAGGACAGAAUUUGCCGAGUGUCUUGGAGAGCUGAACCUGCGGUGGCACAGGCUGCAGGCAUCUCUGAACAGAAAGAUACAAGACCUGGAAUACAUUUUGGAGGAUAUUACUGAAAAUGAGAACAAAGCCCAGACUCUACACAACUGGCUGGAAGCUCAGAGUGAUCAACUGAGAUCUUUACAAACCCCAGCAAGUCUCAUCUCUGCACAGAACACGUUAGAUGUUUGCAAGGAGCUAGAAAACCAACUCACAAUUAAAUCCAAAACUCUUGAUGAGCUCAAACAGAGUUUGGCUUUGAAUGGUAGUGUAGAACAAAGCCCAGAUUCUCCAUCUUUCAGGAUAGCUGAGCUGUGCGAAAUGGUGGACGGCGUUGUAAGCCAGGUUGCACAGUUAAAGACCUCAAUGCAGUCAAUACUGGAGCAGUGGAGAGUAUAUGAUGAAGCUUAUGCAGAAGUCAGCUUGAUGACAACAAGAUAUUUGUACUGCAUAAACCACUGCAAACCUUCUGUGGCAUCUUUGGAAGCUUUGGAAAAACAGGUCAACACUCUCCAGUCCCUUCAAGAUGAAUCAGAGAGCAGUGAAGAAAGCUGGGCCAAGCUCCAGGCUGCUGCAAGUAACCUGAAGAAGAGCUGCUCUCCCUCCUUUGCAGAGAUUAUGGAACAGAAGUGCAUGGAGGCACACACUAGGUGGAACUCAGUAAAUGAAGACAUCACAGAUCAACUGCGGGCAGCACAAGCGACCAUGCAGCUUUUGGAGCCCUUGAAUACUUCAUGCACUGAGGCAGCAGCCAAGUUACAACAGCACGAAGAGCAGUACAAUCAGCUCUUGGAUGCUCACAUGCCUGAGGAUAACAUGAUAGAAACUCUGCAUCAGAGGAUACAGGAUAUAAGGAAUUUACAGCGUCGUGUUCAAAACAUCCAAGUAUUCCAUGCAGAGAUUUCUUUCAAGGCUGAUAAGAUAAAACAGACGUCUGGGACAACUGCAGAAACCAUUCUGCUGGAGAAGUGUGAGCCGCUCCAGAGAGCAUACUAUUUGGAAAAGAUGUUGCAGAGGAAGUUAAAUGAAUUUGAGUUCAGUCUUUCACAACUGGAGGAUUUCAACAAGUGCCUUGAAACACUGGAGGGUUGUGUCAAGAAUUGCACCGAUGCCUUCGAAAGUCUCUGUAUAUGGGGAGAAACAGACAGCUCAGAGUUGCUCCUGAAUCACACACUGGAGCUUGCUGCGCUUUCUCCAAAUGUAAAGAGUUUGAAUGAAACAAGCGUUAAGCUGCCACUCAGUGACUUCACCCUGAAGAAAAUGCAGAGCCUGACUCGGCUGUGGAGUCAGAAAAGAGCCGCUGCUCUGGAACACUGGAGUAAGCGUGAAGGAAUUAAUGAUGAUGAAAAGAAAAUCUUCCAGAAAUGUGAAAACUGGAUGAAAUUCCUAGAAAAAAUGAGAGAUGCCUUAAAAACAAAUAUUCCUGAACGGUUUGAAGAACUGAAAGAGCAACAGAGAGUAUAUGAGAUGCUGCAAACUGAGAUUUCCUUAAAUCAGCAGAUAUUUAAUUCUAUCAUAGCAAAAGUUCUACACUCCUUGGCAUCUGAAGAGGCAGAAAAGAGAAGAGAGUUCAUUUCCAAGCUCCUGUUGCUGAAAGAGCAGUGGCAGAACCUUACUCAGACGGUUCUGCAGAGGAAGAAAGAUAUCGAUGGACUUGUGAGCCAGUGGCAGCUCUUCAGGAGUUCCCAGCAGAGCCUCGGCAGAUUCCUUGAUGAUAUGAACAACUUCUUGGCAGCGCUGAAGAGCCAGGGCCGCUACAGCCCUCACCAUGUUAGAAAUCUAAUUCAUGAUUGCAAGAUUAAGGCAGUGAUUCUUCAGAGGUGGCAAGCCAUGUACUCUUUAACCAUUGAUGUCGGGGAGAAGCUGCGCACUGUCACGGAUCCCGAGACCAGCAGUGUUCUCCAGGAGGAGCUCAGCCAGUUACAGCAGAGUUGGGGGAACGUUCAGGCCCUGCUGGAGAAAAACAAGAUGGCAUUCAUCUACAUCAUACAGAAUUUGGAGCUCUUUGAAAAGCGAACCAAGGAAUUAGAAAGCAGGGUGCAGGAGCUAAAGGAGAAAAGCGAAGAUCUGCUUCCGGUUGAACAUGAAGAGCUCUACAAAGCCAAGGAACACAUUAAGGAGCUGGAGCAGUCGCUGGCAGACUGCACCCCAAACAUGAAGGAUCUGCUGCGCACCAAGGUGUACGUGGGUUACUGCUUCUUCACCGAGGACAUGAAGGUGCUCCGGGAGCAAGCUGAGCGCCUGCACCGGCAGUGGGAAGAGCUCUGCUUGCGGGUGUCUCUGCGUAAGCAGGAGAUUGAGGACAGACUCAACGCCUGGAUUGUGUUCAAUGAAAAGAACAAGGAGCUGUGCUCCUGGCUGGUACAAAUGGAAAGCAAAGUGUUGCAGACUGCAGAUGUCAGCAUUGAAGACAUGAUAGACAAAUUGCAGAAGGAUUGCAUGGAAGAAAUAAACCUGUUCAGUGAAAAUAAGCUUCAGUUGAAACAAAUGGGUGAUCAGCUAAUCAAGGCUAGCAGCAAGAACCGGGUUGCAGAAAUAGAUGAUAAACUCAACAAAAUCAAUGAUCGCUGGCAACAUCUCUUCGAUGUCAUUGGAGCACGGGUGAAGAAACUGAAGGAAACAUUUGCUUUUAUACAACUAUUGGACAAAAACAUGAGUAACCUUCGCACCUGGCUGGCCCGGAUUGAGUCAGAGCUUUCCAAGCCUGUUGUUUAUGACAUCUGUGAUGAUCAAGAAAUCCAGAAGAGAUUGGCAGAACAGCAGGAUCUGCAACGAGACAUAGAACAACACACUGCAGGGGUGGAAUCCGUGUUUAAUAUUUGUGAAGUCCUGCUACACGAUUCAGAUGCGUGUGCUAAUGAGACAGAGUGUGACUCCAUCCAGCAGACUACCAGGAGUUUGGACAGACGGUGGAGAAACAUUUGCGCCAUGUCUAUGGAAAGGCGAAUGAAAAUUGAGGAAACCUGGCACCUGUGGCAGAGAUUUUUUGAUGACUAUUCUCGCUUUGAAGAUUGGCUAAAAUCAUCUGAAAUGAUAGCCGCAAAGCCUAAUUCUUCAGAGGUUUUGUACACACAUGCAAAGGAGGAGCUGAAGAAAUUUGAGGCAUUCCAACGGCAUGUUCAUGAACGAUUGACUCAGUUGGAGCUGAUCAAUAAGCAGUACAGGCGUCUCGCCCGCGAGAACCGUACAGACUCGGCCAGCAAGUUGAAGCAGAUGGUACACGAAGGCAACCAGCGCUGGGAUAAUCUCCAGAAACGAGUCGCUGCCAUUCUGAGGAGACUCAAGCACUUCACCAGUCGGAGAGAUGAGUUUGAGGGGCUGAGAGAAAGCAUCCUUGUUUGGCUCACAGAAAUGGACCUCCAACUGACAAACGUGGAGCACUUCUCAAAAAGUAACUUUGAUGACAAAAUGCGUCAGUUAAAUGGUUUCCAGCAGGAAAUAACACUAAACACCAAUAAGAUUGAUCAGCUCAUCGUUUUCGGGGAGCAGUUGAUUCAGAAGAGUGAGCCUCUGGAUGCUACCCUGAUUGAAGGCGAAUUGGAGGAACUUCAUCGCUAUUGUCAGGAGGUGUUUGGGCGAGUUGCUCGAUUCCAUCAAAGGCUGACGUCAAGGCAUCCUGGAUUGGAUGAUGAAAAAGAGUCCUCUGAAAAUGAGACAGAUCCAGAAGACUCUGGAGAAAUCCAGAAUGAUCCCUGGCAUAAGAAGGCCUCUGCAGCACAGUCCCUUGGCCAGCUUAUGCCCCCUGCUCAAGGUCAUGAAAGAUCAGGCUGUGAAACCCCUGUCAGUGUUGACUCCAUCCCACUCGAGUGGGAUCACACAGGUGAUGUGGGAGGUUCCUCCUCUCCUGAAGACGAAGAAGAAGCAACAUACUACAGUGCUCUGUCAGAUGUAGAAAUCACUGAAAAUCCUGAGGCAUAUCUUAAAAUGACCACAAAAACUUUGAAAGCAUCUUCUGAAAAGUCUCUUUCAGAAGCUCAUCCCUGGCAUUCCCCAGAUAGCCCAGUCUGCAGGAAACGCCGAUACCACCAGUCAAAGAUUGCUGGAAAUGUGUUGUCUGGUCCAGAGACGAGUACUCCCUAUAAGCCAGACUAUGUGAAGCAGCUCAGCUGUGCAAGCAGCAGCAGCAGCAAUAAGGAGAAAAUUCCUUCUGCCAACAUGAGCGAUGAAGAACCCCAAGAUGACCAAGAGCUUGUGAAUAUAGCAGCUGCAGGGAAGCAGCCAGGCAUUAUUGAUAGAUGGGAGCUCAUCCAAGCUCAAGACCUCAGAAAUAAACUUCAGAUGAAACAGAAAUGGCAGCAGUGGCAGCAGCUGAACUCAGAUCUCGGCGACGUCUCUGCUUGGCUUGAUAAAACUGAGGAAAAGUUGGAAGAACUGCAAAAAAUGAAACCUCCAACCAGCAUACAGGCAUUGGGACAAAGGGUCAAGAAAUUGGAAGACAUUCUUAAGGCAUUUGAUAACUACAGGGCAGUGAUGCUUUCCAUUAACCGGAGCAGCAAAGAAUUCCAGGAAGCGGAUAGCACAGAGCUCAAAGAGCUUCAGAACAAGCUUCAGAAGGUGAACUUGCACUGGGAGACAGUCGCUCAUGUACUGAACAACUGGAAGAAGGGUUUACAACAAGCCCUACUGCAUUGCCAGGACUUCCAUGAUCAGAGCCAAAAACUAACCCUGUGGUUAGCAAGUGCCGAUAGGCGAAGGGAUGAAGCACAAAUCACAGAUCCAAAUGCUGACCUCAAUACAAUACUGAAAAGCCAGAAGGAGCUCAUGCAACUGGAGAAAGAGCUGCUGGAACAACAGCGUAACAUAAGCCCUCUUCAAGAACUCACUGCUUCCCUGCUGCCUAAGUCCCAAGGUGAUUGCAUUCAAGAUGGUGAGAAGGUCCAUGUAAUUGGAAGUAAACUGAAACGGCUUACUGAACAAGUUUCAGAUGACUUAAAAACAAUACAAGGAAAUCUGGAUACCAAAUCGUUCCUGCUGCUUCCAGACAACUUGGUCUCCAGAGUCCAUAAUUCAUCCAGCCCUGCUAUGACAAAGCACAGCGUAAGGAGAACGGCAGAUGGCAGAAACGGCAGCAGCACCAGAAGCGAAAGCAACAACAAUCAAGCAACUCCUCAGUCUUCCUCCUUCUUUUACCGCGUGUUACGAGCAGCUUUACCUUUCCAGUUGUCCUUUCUAAUCCUUUUACUUUUGGCUUUCAUGGUUCCCUUUUCUGAGGAAGACUACAGCUGCACCCGGGCAAACAACUUUGCCCGUUCUUUCUCUCUCAUGCUGGUGUACACCAACGGGCCUCCACCGACUUAGAAAGCAACGUGUGAGUCUUCACCAUCUCUGCAGUGCUUUCUUCGUGCUGCCAACAUUCGUCAAGCAAUGAUGUCACACAAUUGGAUAAAGAAACUUUUGUGCUGUUAGUUGACUCCUACAGCACCCUUAUAUCCUAAAGGAAGCCUCGCGUUUAUAAGCCUCCUUUUCUUGUUGCAGGGAACGUGUUAAAUUUCACAUCUCAGAAUUUAUAUCUUGACAAAAUUUCAGUGGUUUUGUAAGGAAAAUGAACUUUUUCUAUAGAUUUUUAAACUGUAAGCAACCCGCUUUAUACUUUAAUGCAAUAGGUACACUAUUUUAUAGGUGCAGUACUCUUAAGCUUGCAAGGUGAUUGAAUACUGAGUUAUUAGGUGCAGAAACUACAUCACAGUAAUCUUAAACACAGUAGUCUAUCUCAGGUUAGCAUGCAGACGAGCAGUUGAAGAGGCACUUUGCAUAAAAUGAUUACCCCACAUAUUUCACGUUACCUGUAUCUCUUGGGUCUGUAGUCACUUGGUGGAAACAAAAAAAUUGACGUCUCUUUGAAUCUUUGUUAUUAGUAUUGUGUUUUAUUCAUCUGACACGUUCAAUAAAAGGCUGCAUAUUUGUUUUGUUUAACAAACAGCGUUUUUGUGGUUAGGACUGCUGUGUCGUCUUUUUAUACUACCUCUGAAAUAAGAAAUUGCUGCAUUGCUUGGAAAUGGUUUAUAAUGCACAUAUUUUCUAGAUGAACAUGAUUAUGUCAGCUAUCCCUGAUGUAUACAAAUAAUGUAAUGACUUUUUUUAAUGAAAGAUUUUUUCUGGUUUUAACCUGCUGAAGAAUGUACAGUAUCAUGGGAGAGAAUUGUGCAUUUUUAUAAGCUUCAUCUUUAAAAUUAAACUGACACUUGAGCAAUGGCUAGAGAAACACUGUGUACGGUCAGCAUUGCCAUUGCUUCUCGGUUGUACGGUUGGAGUACUGUCAUUAAAAUUUUGCCCAUGUC